Molecule: messenger RNA, 935 nt
Organism: Chironomus riparius
Lineage: Eukaryota; Metazoa; Arthropoda; Insecta; Diptera; Chironomidae
Source: the annotation of a GenBank genome assembly
UUCAAAUGCCAUGUGGUUCUUAGUUUUAAAGAAAAAAAAAAAAAUAAAUAAAAGAACUUCUUGGUUCCAACAAAAUAAUAAUUUAACUACAAAAUAUGAGUUUUGAAGCCAUAGAAAAGAUUAGUGAAUUUAAAGUUUUAAAGCUUAGAUUUUCAGAAAGCGACGACGAAAAAGAUGCACACGAAAUCUUUCUUAAAAAGUAUAGGUCUGAGAAAAAGUCGUCAAGUAAACCAUCUGCAAAAACAUUGCUUGUCCUUAAUAUUCCACCGUAUGCUACAAAAGACUCGCUCUUAAAUGUAUUUAAAUCUGUUGGAGAUGUCGAGAAUAUAACAUUAAUUGAUGAUUACAGCAAUGAGCAUAAAACAAAAUAUAACGUUCCUUCAAAGUUUUUUAAUGACACAGUUCCAUUUAAAUUUUUAAUUGGAUUUAUUGUGUUUAAAAAAUCAAGUUCAUUGGAUGCAAUUUUCUCGUUAACUGAACUUCCACCAAUGGCUGAAACACUAACUGGAAUCGAAAAAUGGACUGACGAACAUAAUAAAAAAAUUGUCAACUAUAAUGAUAUGCAGUUAGAAAUUGAAGAAUAUAUGAAGCAUUUUGACAAAUUAUUAGAAGCUGAAAAAAAUCAGGAUAAUACAGAUGCCGACGAAGAUGGAUGGAUACAAGUGGGUAAAAAAAGUGGUGGAUUUAAGCAAAGCGAAACUGUCGUUCAUCGAUUAGAAGAGAAGAUGCAAAAUCAGAGAAAAAAGGCCAAAAGGAAUCUUCAACAAAUAUCUGGAAUCUAUGCGUUUGAAGCUCGUGAGAAUAAAAAGCAGGAACUUAUAGAAUUAAGGAAGAAGUUUGAAGACGAUAAAUCAAAGUUGCAAGCAAUGAGACAAAACCGAAAAUUUAAACCUUAUUGAACUUAAUAAACUUUAUUGUGUAUUGUUUAAAGCAAA